This is a messenger RNA of Didymella exigua CBS 183.55, 867 nucleotides long. Its product is annotated as inositol monophosphatase. The record is from RefSeq and is a predicted model, not a curated record. Gene Ontology annotation, biological process: inositol metabolic process; phosphatidylinositol phosphate biosynthetic process; signal transduction. Lineage: Eukaryota; Fungi; Ascomycota; Dothideomycetes; Pleosporales; Didymellaceae. The transcript has 2 exons. Gene Ontology annotation, molecular function: inositol monophosphate 1-phosphatase activity. The coding region runs from base 1 to 867 and encodes 288 amino acids.
AUGAUGCUCAACGCCGAGUUUGAUGUUCUUGCCCAAGCGGCUACCAAGAACAACACUUCCGACCUGGUCUCUGACUACGACAAGGCCAUUGAGACCAUGGUCCAUACGCGUCUCACUGGGGCGUUUCCUGACUUCGAGUUCCUUGGUGAGGAGUCUUAUACGUAUGGCCAAAAGCUCAGCGACAAGCCUACCUUCAUUGUUGACCCUGUUGACGGUACGAUCAAUUUUACCCGCGGCUUCCCCAACUUCGGCAUCUCCAUGGCCCUUGCCAUUGACAAGUAUCCAGUCGUCGGCAUGGUCUACAGUCCAGGUCAUGGCAAUCUCUGGACGGCCAUCGAGAACCACGGCGCUUUCCUGACUCGGGAACUUUUCGUCGCACGCAAGAAGCUUACGGAUCCGCUUGAGAACCAGGACCCGAAGCGACUCAUCGCCAUCGAGUGGGGUAACGAGCGCAAGGGUUUCAACUGGGCGCUGCGCACUGACGUUCACAACAAGCUUUUGACCGACGAAGAGGAGGGCGGUAAGAUGAUCCUGUCCUGCCGCUCCUCUGGCUCCGCUGCGCUCGACUUCUGCUACGUCGCAGCCGGCAUGUUCGACGCAUUCUGGGAGGGCGGCGUUUGGUGUUGGGACAUUGCGGCUGGCUGGCUCAUGGUCAAGGAGGCGGGCGGUAUCGUUGCGUCUGCCAAUCCUGGCGACUGGCACCCUAGUCUCGAGGGCCGUUGCUACUUCCCUGUUCGUGCGGCGAAGCAUGAAGAGCAGAAGGCGGUGGUGGAGGAGCUGUGGGCUGUCAUGGGCGAUCGCAAGUUCGUCUACAAGGACAAGAAGAAGCCGGAUGACGGCAUGGUUUCGGCUGCGGAGACUGCCUAG